Clunio marinus is the source of this 1055-nucleotide messenger RNA. The record is from the annotation of a GenBank genome assembly. NCBI's taxonomy places the organism in Eukaryota, Metazoa, Arthropoda, Insecta, Diptera, Chironomidae.
AAAUGUGAUGAGAAUGGUGAUUUUAAAUGCCUUCCAGAUAUAGCAAUAUAAAUAAAAGUUGGCAAGGAGACCUUUGUGAUGUUCCAUUGUGCAAGCGAAAUUGCGAUCCACAACAAGGUUAUUGCAAGCGUCCCAACGAAUGCCGAUGUAAGCUUGGUUUCUAUGGCGAGUUUUGUGAACGAUGCAUCCCACUUCCAGGAUGUCAGAAUGGUGGAUGUCGAAAACCAUUUGAAUGUGUCUGUCACAAAGGAUACGAAGGAAUCUUUUGUCAAGAACCAAUCUGUCGUGAAGGUUGCCAUCCAACGCACGGAUAUUGUGAGACUGCUGGUGAAUGCAAGUGUCGCAUUGGAUGGACGGGUAAGACUUGCAGAGACUGUCAAGUUUUGCCUGGAUGUGUUCAAGGAACAUGCACGAAACCAUUGGAAUGUCGAUGUUUGCCGGGUUGGACAGGCUUCUUAUGUGAUCAAGGCAAUGGAAAUUGUAGUCGUCAUAACGGAUAUUGCAGGAAACCAGGGACAUGUCGUUGCAAGGUUGGAUGGCUUGGAGAUGAUUGCACUAAGUGUCAUCCAUAUCCAGGCUGCAAAAAUGGCAACUGUAAACGACCAUGGGAGUGUAAUUGUCAUAAAGGUUGGGGCGGAUUUCUUUGUGAUGAAGAACUCAAUUAUUGUGAGAAGAAUCCAAAUACAUGUCAAAAUGGUGGAAAAUGUUCGUCGUUAACCAAAGACGAUGGUUAUUUCACAUGUGAAUGUCCAGCCGGAUAUCGUGGUGAGAGAUGCGACCGAACAAACAUGACAUCAAUUAGUAAAGUUUCUGUUGUUACACCACUGUUAAUGGUUCAGACAUCUUCACAAAAACCAUUAUUAAGUGAACGUAAUGCCACAACACCAAUUGCAAUUUCAACAACUGAACUACAACACAUGACUAUAGAGAUGCUUCACAACAACGACGAUAACGAAACAUAAUAUUUUCCUGUUUUUCUGUUGUAAAGUGUCGUAUGAAAUUUCAUCCGCAUUUAAAUUUUUCUCUGUUUAAUAAAAGCUCAUAGUGAUAAUUAA